UUGCACUUAAACAUUGCGACUGCGAUUUUGACUUGGAGGUCGCCAGACAUAGCACACUUUCGACUCCAAUAGGUGCCGGCAAUAUGGAGCCCCCCGCAAAACGAUCACGAUUCGGCCCUUCGCCCUUCGAUGAGGAGGACAACGAUGACGAACUGUUUCACGAACCCGAGGAGCUCAAUGCCAGACGCGACCCCGCCGUUCAGCUUGAAAGAUCACGCGCUGUUGCUGCUUACAAGCUGAAAUCCUCGUGGGAAUCCAUCUUCGAAAAGUACGGGAAGGAUUUUUCUGGCGUUGGUGAUGAGAUUGAUAUUAGGACUGGCCAGGUCGUUGUGGACAAUGGCCACAUACGUUCUCUUGAGGAUGCCUCCGACAUCCGGUCCGAAGCAGGGUCCGUCCAUGAGGAGGAAAGAAUAUUACACGGGAGAGGGGGGUCAAACGCAGUUGUGCCAUACAAUAACCGGCCGGCGGGUAUGCAAUCACUCCUUUCAGGCCCUCCUCGACUGUCAAGCUUGAUGUUCCCCCCUCGGUACGAGCCCUCGACUCCCGCCCGCCUUCUAAAUCACAAUAUCGAGUCCGCCUGGGAAGUCCCGGACCUCCCCGCGCAGGCGUUUGAGACAGCGUUCCAAACGGGAUCGACAACCUCAACUGUUGCUAGGAGAGUGACAGUGAAGUCCCUGCUUUCGCCUCGGGAAGAUGAAGUUGACGAGGACGACAUUCUGCUGGGCACGUCUUCCUCGCGGCUGGCAUCUACUACGGCGAAUGCCACCACCAUUCAACGAACCAAGGAACCCCAACCUUCUUCGGCCGUACCUGGAAUCGGUAGCCACAAGCCGAUUUCCGAGCCUGUUUCCGAGAGAAGGGUGGAAGAUGCGGCAGGGACCCAAUCUCAAUCUCCACAACGGAUGAAGCAUAAAGGUGUUGUCAGAAGUCCGACUUCUAGAGAUCGUGGGAGAAGGAAAGCACAAGUGGUCAUAUUGCAGGACAGACAGAAGUCACCUCCUCCGCCAGAAUCGGCCACCAAUGACCUCGAAGACGAGAUCAUACUGGGGCCCAGUGUUCCGAUUCAGCAACAAACGGAACCAGCGAGCGGCAGCGGCGAAAAGACUCAGUUGGUAGUGGCCACUAUUAGGCGGCGGCAGCGGAACAGACUCAACCCCAGACACGCAGUUCCUCCGUCAUCUGAGCUUGGAAAUCGUCCAAGAAGGGAGAUAAAAGAGCCGGUCCACUUUGUUAAUAUUUGCUUUCCAAAUGAGAGAUCGCCGAACGGGGUCCGCCGCGAAGACCUUAGCAGAGCGCUGAUUUUAAGACACUCCGCUCCAAGAGACAAGAGAAGGAGACAUGUGCGCGAAGAUGCAUCGCGGAAGACAGCUCAAGCGUUGCCAGCCCCUCGACCUAGGCGGGACGAUCAUGACCACGGCACUGCUCCAGACUCGACACGGGCCCAGGACACCGCUCACCCCACACGGUCUUCCAACCUUCUGGAAACGUUCUCAAGAAACAUGGUUGAUCCAUCCUAUAUCUUUUCUGACGAUGAUGAACCCACAGCGCCGAGCAGAAGACAAAUUGGACGGUUUACAGAUCUAUCUAAUGGACGGGUCUCAAGGACUCUGCAAGCAUCAUUGCGCACCAAGAACGGGCAAAAGAAGCUCAUGGAUUCCGGGUCGUUACCUGCUCUCGGAAAGUCCUUUUAUCCUGUGACGAAGCAUCUUCCCUCGACGGAGCUGUCGGAAAGGAAGAUUCUUCAUGGCGGGAGACCAGUGCUUAACCCGACUUUGUCCAACACCGUGCAACACCCAACCACUCACGACUUCCCAAAAGACGCCAGGCCAAACUUGAGGAAAAGAAAAGAUCCACCGUCAGCUGCAAGCGCGGAGGAACAGUUCUCGCCGAGCAAGGAGUCAGGCACAGUUGCUACUGAGACGAAAUCACCCGCAAAGGAGCGCAGCGUUGCGGUCAGGGCAAAGCCGCCAGUGACCCCUGACCGCGUAACCCAUCAAACCACACCAGACACGAAGCCGGCCUCGUCUUCGCGGCUCAGCAUCGUCUCCCUCGUAUCCGAAGGCGAAGAAGACGAGCUCUCGCUCGACCACGUCAGCCUCCCCUCGUCCAGCCGCCAGCUCGUCCUCUUCAACAGGAGUCGUCCAUCGCCGAUCGCGGUGGCCUCGAUGAGGAUCUUGGCCAUGAGGGCGAGGCGCAGCCGGCUCGACCAGCAGCAUACCAAGUCGUCCCCAUUGUUGGCUAAGACACGGGCUACCCCGGUCGCUGCGACGAGGAAGUUGGUGGCUAGCAGUCCUACUACUAUAGACCCCGACUUGGUCAGGACCCCGGGAGGGUCGUUACGUAGAUGCGGGGAGGGCGGUUUCCGGUGCGAACGGGAUUUCUGCUUCAGUUGUUUGUAGUUAGUUGCGUUCCACACACAUACAUAGACCAAGCAAUUUGUGUGGAAGUGCCCAAGAAGACGUUGCUAUGAGCAUCACCUCUGCUAAAAUAUAAUAAGGAACCCUGGUUUAGGAACCAUGGAUUCUUCUGAUCGAUCGUCUCCAAGCUUUCGAGCGAGACUUGCUUACAAAGUCGAC
Phialemonium atrogriseum is the source of this 2576-nucleotide messenger RNA. RefSeq lists its product as uncharacterized. Gene Ontology annotation, molecular function: protein heterodimerization activity; histone binding. NCBI's taxonomy places the organism in Eukaryota, Fungi, Ascomycota, Sordariomycetes, Cephalothecales, Cephalothecaceae. The coding region runs from base 84 to 2399 and encodes 771 amino acids. Gene Ontology annotation, cellular component: nucleus. The record is from RefSeq and is a predicted model, not a curated record. The transcript has a single exon.